This is a messenger RNA of Glycine soja, 1427 nucleotides long. RefSeq names its product transcription factor bHLH91-like. The transcript is spliced from 3 exons. Gene Ontology annotation, biological process: anther wall tapetum development; regulation of DNA-templated transcription. Gene Ontology annotation, molecular function: protein dimerization activity. The record is from RefSeq and is a predicted model, not a curated record. NCBI's taxonomy places the organism in Eukaryota, Viridiplantae, Streptophyta, Magnoliopsida, Fabales, Fabaceae. The coding region runs from base 8 to 1150 and encodes 380 amino acids.
UCCAAAAAUGUACGAAGAAAGUAGUUGCUAUGAUGAUCCCAAUGCAAUGGUUUCACAAUCAGAGGGAGUUAUGUCUGCCACACAGACCCACAACCACAACCACAACAACAACACCGCCUUUGCCUACUCUUAUUCCAGUGGAGAAGAUGCUGCAAAUGCAAAUGCUAACGCUGCAAUAGCAAUGGAAAUCAUUGCAGAACACCCUCAACAAAAUCAAUACAAUUAUAGCAACACCCCACUUGAGAAUCAUCACCAACUUCCUUAUCCCACACCAACAGUACCAGAUCUCCUUAACCUUCUCCACUUCCCAAACCCUAUUCCAGGAGAUAAUAGCACAAACGUCUCCUCUGUCUCCUAUGACCCUUACUUGCAUCUCAACCUGCAGCAGCAACAACAACAACCUACCCUCAGAGACUUGCUUCCACACAUGCCGGCUCUAAGUAAUGAUUUCCCCUUCGCUGGCCACGCCGUCGAAGGAGAAGGCAUUCAAGGCUUUGGAAAUGGAGUGGUGGACUUCACUCAAGAUGUUGGGAAAAAGAGAGGUGGAAAAAGGACCAAGCAGUUCACUAGCACCAUCACUGAGAAACAAAGGAGAGUGGAUUUGAGCAGUAAAUUUGAUGCUUUGAAAGAACUCAUCCCAAACCCCUCCAAGAGUGAUAGAGUAUCAGUGGUAGGAGAUGCUAUUAACUACAUCAGAGAGCUUAAGAGGACAGUGGAAGAACUCAAAUUACUGGUGGAGAAGAAGAGGCAUGAUAAACAAAGGGUGAUGAUGAGGAGGAGGCACGAGGUUGAAGCUGAUGAAGGUGACUUCUCCAACCUGCAGGAACCAGAUCAAUACAGUGAAAACUUAAGAAGUUCUUGGAUACGGAGAAAAUCCAAAGACACCGAGGUUGAUGUGCGCAUUGUUGACAACGAGGUCACAAUUAAGCUUGUUCAGAGGAAGAAGAUCGAUUGCUUGGUGCAUGUCUCGCACCUUCUCGAUCAACUUAACCUUGAUCUCCAACAUGUUGCUGGUGGCCACAUUGGCGAUUUCUGCAGCUAUCUCUUCAAUACCAAGAUAUGUGAAGGUUCAUCACUUUAUGCAAGUGCCAUAGCCCACAAGCUCAUUCAGGUCAUGGACACAAGUUUUGCAGCAGCGUCACUCGCUUAAUUAAUAUCAUUGGGAUCGCUUCAGCACCAAGAGUGCUGUGCUUCUUAUUACCAAACUACUCGAUUUUUGCUUCUUGUUUACCUGUUAUUUUUCCUUACUCUUUGGUAUCUCAGUAUUUCUUAAAUUUAUCCUAGCUAGGUUCAAAGAAUAGGUAUAUAUAUAGAUGGAAACAAGAACUAUAUUAGUUUAAUUGGUGUUCUUCUACUUUAAAAUACUGACAGAAUUACAAAUAUGUUUUAGGGAAAGAUAUCAAAGACGUGCACAACUUUUGGUUCAA